Molecule: messenger RNA, 321 nt
Organism: Laccaria bicolor S238N-H82
Lineage: Eukaryota; Fungi; Basidiomycota; Agaricomycetes; Agaricales; Hydnangiaceae
Exons: 4
Coding region: 1-321 (106 amino acids)
Biological process (GO): protein phosphorylation
Molecular function (GO): protein kinase activity; ATP binding
Source: RefSeq, a predicted model, not a curated record
AUGGAAGGGCUAUGGCCGGUUGCUAUCAAGGUCCUGCGUCAAGUCAUGGUACAAAACGUUCGAGAGAAGCUCAUUAAGCGACUUCAAUCGGAGGUUAUUGCUUGGCAUCGUCUAUGUCAUCGCAAUGUGUCGCGGCUAUUUGGGAUGGUGCAUCUCUCACAGAGCAUUGGCAUGGUAUCGCCUUGGUGCGAACAUGGGACGCUUUGCAACUAUCUGGAGCAUUUCCCGGGCGUGAAUCGAUUAAGACUUUUCGCACAGGUGGCUUCCGCCAUUGCCUAUCUCCACACGUUCAGGCCUACCAUCGUCUAUGGGGACUUGUAA